AUUUUUUGUUUAGGUAGAGAUCAACAAAAUGGACAAUAUAAAGAUCCCAUACCUCCCAGAACUGGAGACUUGUUGUGGCUGCUUGUCUCUCAGGGAGGGAGCUAAAAUGUUUGGAGUGAUAUCGCUGUUGGGAAGCAUAUACAUGUGUUUGGAAAUAUUUGCAACAAUCAUCAUGAUAUCAGUUAAUCCUGACUACGUGGCAGAGGGUGCUGGAAUCCUCUUGUUUGCCAUCCUUGUCCACUCUGUUCACAUUGGCACUUCAGCCUCGCUUCUCUUUGGUGUAUACAAGGAGAGGAACAAGCCUAUGUUCGGUUGGCUCAUCACCGCAGUAAUGGUGGCACUCCUGGAAGCCUUUGUAGUCCCAUCUAUCUAUAUUCGGGUCCUGAUAUUCCACAAACUCAUAGAAGUCAACUAUAAGCUAGUCUUAGUGACCAUCAUAAUGCUCAUUGAUGACAUCUACGGUUGGCUAGUCGUUGUACAGCUAUUACCGAACUCUUGCACGUCCCAGACAAGACUACGUCUUGAAGAUUGACUCACCCAUGGAUGCCGAAGGGGAAACUUUGUAACUGAAGUGUUCACACAGCAUUUUAAAAAUCCAGGUUAUAUUAUUUUUUACAUACUGUAAAGCAUAGCUUAUAAUAUUUUUACUCAGGCAGCUACAGUCAUCCGUUUUCUUCAUGGACAUUUAUUUAUACUUGUAAUGUUAUAAGCUAAAUUG
Molecule: messenger RNA, 718 nt
Organism: Homalodisca vitripennis (glassy-winged sharpshooter)
Lineage: Eukaryota; Metazoa; Arthropoda; Insecta; Hemiptera; Cicadellidae
Exons: 5
Coding region: 29-532 (167 amino acids)
Source: RefSeq, a predicted model, not a curated record